This is a messenger RNA of Pseudonaja textilis, 1064 nucleotides long. The record is from RefSeq and is a predicted model, not a curated record. NCBI's taxonomy places the organism in Eukaryota, Metazoa, Chordata, Lepidosauria, Squamata, Elapidae.
AAAGAAGAAAGAUUUAAGCAGAGGGGAAAAAAACAUUAAUGCUAAAUACAUGAUAGAAUUAUUUGUAGUUCCUAUUUACUUGAAAUAUUUCUUCAAAUCCUACAUUUUCCCCACUUGUAGAAUGAAAGCAAAACAGUGCAGAUGAUGUUCAAGAAAGCAAAAUAUAAUAUGACCCACAUUUCGGCUUAUCAGACUUCUGUUCUUGAGAUCCCAUAUGUUGGUAAUGAGUUGAGCAUGUUCAUUCUGCUCCCUGGUGAGAUUGCAGAUAACUCUACUGGAUUGGAAAAGCUGGAGAGAGAAAUUACAUAUGAGAAACUCACAGAAUGGAUCAACCCAAAGAAGAUGUUCCCAAGAGAAAUUAACCUCUCCCUUCCCAAAUUUAAAUUAGAAGAAGAAUAUAAUCUGAAGCCUGUUCUGAGAAGCAUGGGAAUGACGGAUGCAUUUGAUGAGGGCAAGGCAGACUUCUCUGGAAUGUCAACUAACAAUGAUUUAGUCCUAUCUGAAGUUGUUCACAAAUCAUUGAUAGAAGUCAAUGAAGAAGGCACUGAGGCAGCUGCUGCCACUGGUGUAAUAAUAGUAUUUAAGAGUGCACAGCGUCCAUUAGAAUUCAAAGCUGACCAUCCCUUCAUCUUUUUUAUUACCCCAUGAUCUACAAACAGCAUCCCGUUCUUUGGUAGAUAUUCCUCUCCAUAAUGGGUGCACCCAGCAUAUGUUGGUACAAUGGCUCUGACCGUUAAUUCCUCAUCAGAUUUAAACCAUAUGGUACUGAACUUUCACUAUCACACUUACGAUCUUUUCUGUAAUUAGGGUAGAGAUAGUUCCUUCGUAAUACUCCAUAAUGCUGGAUUUUAAUUCUUUAUGUCCAGAAUUAUUUUUUAACCAAUUCGAGAAAAUAAGUUUUUAGUACAAGAGUUCUGAUUGGUAGAUAAAUUCUGCAAAAUUGCUUUGCUUAUAUAGGAAUGAGGGCUGUGGGCAGAAGUUGCUAAGCAUGAAUCAAGUGUAUUACAACAUAGAUGUAACUAUAUAUGUGCCCAGUAUACAUUUCCAUGUGAUGAUAUAAGUAC